AUGAACUUUGGCCUGUUGAAUCUAAUGGCCAGAGGAGGGGCGGUGCCGGCAGGGAAUAGCGGUCUUACUCCAUGGGUACCAGUUGUGGGCCUAGAAAUUCAUGCACAGAUCAGUUCCAACUCUAAACUUUUCUCUGGUUCCCAAGUCCAGUUUGCAGCACCUCCUAACUCUUUGGUAUCUUUCUUUGAUGCUUCUUUACCAGGAACUUUACCAGUUCUCAACAGGAGAUGUGUAGAAGCAGCAGUGAUGACAGGCCUGGCUCUCAACUGCAGCAUAAACAAGAAGUCCUUAUUUGACAGAAAACACUAUUUCUAUGCAGAUCUGCCUGCUGGCUAUCAAAUCACUCAGCAAAGAGUUCCUAUUGCGGUGAAUGGAAGUCUGUCAUACAGUCUCUGCAUAGACAACAAAAUGAGCCAGAUGGUGACCAAAACUGUGAGGAUUAAACAAAUUCAGUUGGAGCAAGACAGUGGAAAGAGUCUCCAUGAUGACGUAAGGAGCCAGACUCUCGUUGACUUGAAUAGAGCUGGAGUCGGCCUUAUGGAGGUUGUCAUGGAGCCUGAUAUGUGCUGUGGGGAAGAAGCAGCUGCAGCAGUCAGAGAGCUUCAGCUCAUUCUUCAAACACUUGGGAGCAGCCAAGCAGUCAUGGCAGAGGGUCAGCUGAGAGUGGAUGCCAAUGUUUCUGUGCAUCACCCUGGAGAGCCUUAUGGAGUGAGGACUGAGGUGAAGAAUAUCAAUAGCAUACGAUUCCUGGCAAAAGCAGUAGACUAUGAAAUAGAGAGGCAAAUUGAAGAACUUGAAAGUGGAGGAACAAUUCUGAAUGAAACAAGAGCCUUUGAUUCCAAGCUUGGGUGCACUGUACCAAUGAGAGACAAAGAAGGAAAACAGGAUUAUCGGUUUAUGCCAGAGCCAAACCUUCCUCCAUUGAUUCUAUACAAUGCCAGAUCUUUGCCAGCUAAUAUGAACCAUCAGCAAGUGGUAAAUAUUGACUGGAUUCAUGAGAGACUUCCUGACCUCCCCAGUGUGAAGAGAGCAAAGCUUGUUGAACAGUAUGGGAUUCUUCCUGAACACAGCUUCACCUUAUUGAAUGAAGCUGGAUUAACAGAAUUCUUUGAAGAUGUGAUAAAACAGACCCAAAUGAAGCCAAAGAAAGUGAUCGGCUGGAUUCUGAAUGACCUGCUCAGUUAUUUGAAACAACAUUCCCUUACAGUAAAGGAAAGCCCAGUCAGUUCUUUUCUCCUGGCUGACCUUCUGAACCGUCUAGAAAAAAAAGAAAUUUCUUCUACAGCAGCAAAGCAGGUGUUUGCGGAAUUGUGGAAGGGAGAAGGAAAGACUCCUCUUGAAAUUGUUAAAGAAAAGAAACUUCAACUGAUACAGGAUCAAGAAGAUCUUGAACGGAUCUGCCAGGCGGUGAUUGAUGGACAAGAAAAUGAGGUAAUGGCGAUCAAAUCAGGAAAUCGAAAAGUUCUAAAUAAGUUAAUUGGCCUGGUGCAAAGGGAAACACAAGGACGCUCCAAUCCUGUUCUGGUGAAGCAAUUACUAGAGAAGAAGCUGUCAGAGUAGCCACAAGAGAAAACCACCCAAGAGGAAGCCACAGAGUGGCCACAAGAGAAAAGAGUUUUCUACAGAAAACAUGUGCUUCAUUCUGUCUGGUUCACUGCAAAUGAACUUCAGCGCCUCCUCAUGUAGUGGCGGGUUAUUGGUUGUACUGCAAGCAGCGUUACGCCCUCAACUUCCCCAGCUGCAUCAGCCAAAGGCAGAGAGCAAAAGAACAGCAGGAGCUGACCCAGAGAUUUGCGUCUCCCUCACUUCGGUGUGGAGUUCAGAAAAGUGUUUUCCAUACAGCCAGGGGAAGCAGGUUCCCGGGUGUGUCCAUGCGUGCACAGAUUGCUGAAGCUGUAACUGGUUGGUUUUGUGAUACAGCAAGUGUAAACUCGCCUCCUCCAGCUGCCUUUUUGUGGGAGGGGAAAUUCACAAAUCAUGAAUGCAAAAUCGGGUGGUGGUGGUGCACACAAACAACUCAAGGUAAAUAAGUGUGAGCACACUAGUAACAAUGAUUAAAACACCUAGCAGUAAUUAAGAAGACCCCAUGUGCCUGCAUGUCUAGCAAAAGGGAAAAAAUAUCCACUGCUCUCACCAAUCCUGGUUUCUGAGGGACAGGGAGAUGAUACAGUCUCCAGCUGCUUAAGCACAUGCCUGAGGCUAGUGCCACAAAUGCAGGUAAGUACCUCUAUCUAAGAACUGGCAUCAGGCUCUUUGCUCCCCUUCUUGUUCCGUGCCCAACCCUCCACUUUGCCUGCUCAAUGCUCUUGCUUGGGGCUGGUGAGCCUGACAGAAGUUUGCCUGAGCCUUUGGGCAGCUCCCAUCACUGUUUGGGCGGCGAGGUUCAGCAGAGCAGACGUGUACCUGACGGCCCCGCAGGGCCCAGCUCUCAGGCUGCAGCUCAUUAAAGGGAUCAGUUGCUCCCCUUUGGUUUCCCCUCUGCUGGGGAGAACGUGCCCUUGUGCCGGUGGGCUCAGAGCUGGCUGCUGGCCCCUGGAACUGUUCCACAGUGGGGAAGGAAGUGAACAUCUGGCUUACCACAACUGCACAGGGUGCAGCUGGCUUCCAGGGGCUGCUCUGCUAUUUAAUCCUGAAGAGUGUCUUAUGCUGUUUUUUUUAUACCUUCCAUUUUUUGUCUCCAGCUUUAACUACCCCCUGAAAUCCAGGGUUAACUUCCCAGUCCCAGCCCACUUUAGCUGAUCAAACCAUUAAGAGGAAACGCAACCUGAGGCAGCCUAUCACACUUACAUUUAUUAGGGAAAGAAAUCCCAUUUAGUACCAGGGGUUUGAAGUUCUUAAAUCCCUUCUGGAGGUUGCUAAGCCGUACAUUUUAAAGAUCACAUUUAUCUCAGACCUUGGAGAUGCUACUUCAGAAUUGUUCUUUAGGAUGUGCCUGCAGGGCAGACAUUGUCACAGGCACGGCAGCUGUGGCCCUGGGACUUCAGUCACCUUUUGCAAAUGUGGUGCUUGCGACACCAGCUCAAAUGAGGUUGAGGGCAGUGAAAAGUAGUGCUAAUGUAUGUCUCAAGUAGGAUGUUUCCGUACAGACUGGCUUCCAGUUCAAGUGUGAACUCUUAAUUAGAAGGAAAAAAAUCCCCUGUUUUUCAAAUGCAUUUAAUGAAUAAAAUGUAUACCCAUUAUUCACAUUAAAAUAACUUUACACUUCGAAAGUCAUACAGCUGACAAAAAGCAGUAAUGUGGUUACCAUCAAAAACUGUGACCCAUCAAAAAAACCCAAACCUAAACCUCCAACCACCCUAGAUUUUCAUGUCACCUGACUUCACACAAAGGCUUUUACUAUCACUUUUCACAUAAGCAAAAAGUGCCAUUUUUACUUAAAGUGUGUGGGUAAGUGUUCAGUCACUAGAGGUUUAGAUUAUACAGCAAACUUUAAAUUUUGGAUUCUGUUCAACUCUUGCCCUGGCAGCAAGAAA
Messenger RNA from Athene cunicularia (burrowing owl), 3473 nucleotides. RefSeq names its product glutamyl-tRNA amidotransferase subunit B (gene GATB). NCBI's taxonomy places the organism in Eukaryota, Metazoa, Chordata, Aves, Strigiformes, Strigidae. The transcript has 14 exons. Gene Ontology annotation, molecular function: glutaminyl-tRNA synthase (glutamine-hydrolyzing) activity. The coding region runs from base 1 to 1560 and encodes 519 amino acids. Gene Ontology annotation, biological process: glutaminyl-tRNAGln biosynthesis via transamidation; mitochondrial translation. The record is from RefSeq and is a predicted model, not a curated record.